Molecule: messenger RNA, 2801 nt
Organism: Morus notabilis
Lineage: Eukaryota; Viridiplantae; Streptophyta; Magnoliopsida; Rosales; Moraceae
Product: G-type lectin S-receptor-like serine/threonine-protein kinase At4g27290
Exons: 7
Coding region: 222-2708 (828 amino acids)
Biological process (GO): protein phosphorylation; recognition of pollen
Molecular function (GO): ATP binding; protein serine/threonine kinase activity
Source: RefSeq, a predicted model, not a curated record
UCCUCCCAACUUACAGUAACUUAUUACAAACAAGCACCCCACAACAUUGUUAAUUCUUGUCUGGUCAACCAAGCCAUGUUGACCAACAAGGCUCUCCCUUCACUUCCAUUUUCUUCUUCUCCACGGCAGUUCUUCCCCAAUCUCAAACCACAAUAAUCUAUCUAUAGUUUACCCCACCAAGCUAAGAGAUCAAACAACUACACAAAUAAUUUUUUUUUUAAAUGGCCACGAUUUCUUUUACCUUUUUUACAGCCAUUUUGCUGUUUUCCUUGUGCAACGAAUCAUUUGCACUUAACAGUAUUCGACCGUCGGAGUCCAUUAAUAGCAGUGAUGGCACAACUUUGGUCUCCAAUGGAGAAAGCUUUGAACUGGGUUUUUUCACUCCAGGCAAUUCCACUAAUCGUUAUGUCGGAAUUUGGUACAAAAACAUCCCGGUUCAAACCGUCGUUUGGGUUGCAAACAGAUGUAGUCCAAUCAAUGAUUCCUCUGGCUUGUUGAUGAUAAACGACACAGGAAAUCUUGUGCUUUUGAAUCAUAACAAGAGUGUCGUUUGGUCUACAAAUUCGUCGAAAGAAGCCAAGAAACCGAUAGUAGAGCUCCUAGAUUCUGGGAAUCUUGUACUGAGAGAUGAGGAAGAUGGAAACUCGGAGAACUAUUUGUGGCAAAGCUUUGACUAUCCUUGUGACAACAACAUGCCCGAGAUGAAAAUAGGGCAGGACUUGAGGACGGGUUUCGAAAGGCGGUUAUCGGCGUGGAAGAGUUGGGAUAAUCCUUGUCCUGGAGACUUCACUUAUGGGAUUGAGCUUAAUGCAAAGAUUCAUUCAUUCCCCGAGCCAAUGAUCCGAAGAGGAAAGGUGAAGUUUUAUCGAACGGGGCCUUGGAUUGGCCUUCGCUUUAGUGGCUCGCCGGAUUUAAGGCCUAAUCCUGUUUUUGACUAUGAAUUUGUUUCCAAUGACGAGGAGGUCUACUACACGUACCAUCUGAAGAAUAAGUCGGUGAUCUCGAGGAUAGUUAUGAACCAAACGACUCUUUCCCGCCAACGCUUGACUUGGAUGGAGGCCGAGCAGAGUUGGAAGACUUACAAUUCAGUCCCGAGAGACUACUGCGACAACUACGGUCUCUGCGGGGCUAAUGGGAAAUGCAUCAUAAACGAGAAUCCGGUUUGCCAAUGUCUAGAUGGAUUUACACCCAAGUAUCAAGAAAAAUGGAGUUUGAUGGACUGGUCUGGAGGAUGUGUUAGAAAUGUUCCCUUGAGUUGUGAGGAUAAAGCGAGUGACGGGUUUGUGAAAUACUCGAGCUUGAAAUUGCCUGAUGCUGAGCAUUCUUGGGUGAAUGCAAGUAUGAAUCUAAAGGAAUGCAGGGCCAUAUGCUUGAGCAACUGUACUUGUAUGGCUUAUAGCAAUUCGGAUAUCAGAGGAGACGGCAGUGGCUGCGCUAUGUGGUUCAGCGAUCUAUUAGAUAUUAGACAAUUUUCUUCCAGUGGACAAGAUCUUUAUAUUCGAAUGCCGGCUUCAGAACUAGAAAAAGCGAAAAGUAAUCGUACAGUGAAGCGAGCAGUGAUAGCUGUAGCUGUGGUCAUUGGAGUAGUUUGUGGGAUGGUCUUGGUAGGCUGUUACAUUUGCAGAAGGAGGAAAAUAACUGAAGAAACAGAGAGAAAUCUAAUGGCAAGUAGAAAUGAAGGCCAAGAAGAUGACCUGGAGCUCCCAUUGUUUAGCUUACCUACAAUUAUUAAUGCCACUAAUUGUUUUUCAUUCAAUAAUAAGCUUGGGGAAGGUGGUUUUGGACCUGUAUACAAAGGUAUGCUUGAAGGCAGGCAAGAAAUCGCUGUUAAGAGGCUAUCAAUGUGUUCUGGACAAGGCGUCAACGAGUUCAUGAAUGAAGUAAAACUAAUUGCCAAACUUCAACAUCGGAAUCUUGUAAAGCUUUUUGGCUGCUGCAUUCAGGGAGAAGAGAAAUUGCUGGUUUAUGAAUAUAUGCCCAACAGAAGUCUUGACUUUUUCAUUUUUGAUGUAAAACAAGGCAAGAUAUUAGAAUGGUCCACGCGCUUCCAAAUAAUAUGUGGAAUUGCUCGAGGACUUCUCUAUCUCCACCAUGAUUCCAGAUUGAGAAUUAUACAUAGAGAUCUUAAAGCUAGUAAUGUUUUACUGGAUAAAGAAAUGAACCCCAAAAUUUCAGACUUUGGCUUGGCUAGAAUGUUCGGAGGAGAUCAAAUAGAAGGAAACACAAGCAGAGUCGUAGGAACUUACGGCUAUAUGGCGCCCGAGUACGCUUUUGACGGCCUAUUCUCGAUAAAAUCCGACGUCUUUAGCUUUGGCAUAUUGGUGUUGGAGAUCAUAAGCGGAAAGAGAAGCAGAGGAUUUCACUAUGAGAACCAUGGCGUUACCCUCAUCGGACAUGCAUGGACAUUCCUAAAGGAAGGUCGAGCACUCGAACUUAUCGAUGCACGUCUGGUGGAGUCGGAUGAAAAUCUACCGGAAGUGUUGCGUUGCAUCCAUGUCGGUCUCUUAUGUGUUCAACAACGUCCGGUCGAUAGACCGAACAUGUCAACGGUUGUUCUGAUGUUGGGUGGUGAGAGUUCUUUGCCUCAGCCCAAACCACCAGGCUAUUUCAUGGAGACAGAUUGCAAGUUAGAAGGAGAUCAUUCGUCCAGUAAGCCACAGUCCUCUUCUACAUGCGAUAUAUCCAUAUCAGUUCUAGAGCCUCGAUAGGAUUUGGUUUAUUUGUAGUGUCAAAAAAAGAAACAUGUUAAUUUGUUGUGUAAACAGGUACAUUUUUAGUGUUAGCCUAUUUGUUUUGUUUCA